This is a messenger RNA of Caenorhabditis remanei, 438 nucleotides long. RefSeq lists its product as uncharacterized. NCBI's taxonomy places the organism in Eukaryota, Metazoa, Nematoda, Chromadorea, Rhabditida, Rhabditidae. Gene Ontology annotation, biological process: intracellular calcium ion homeostasis. Gene Ontology annotation, cellular component: endoplasmic reticulum. The transcript is spliced from 3 exons. The record is from RefSeq and is a predicted model, not a curated record. The coding region runs from base 1 to 438 and encodes 145 amino acids.
AUGGUAUUCCUGACACUCCGUGAGUUCACCACAUGGCUUGACGUCACUCUCUUCGAGUUAUGGAUCCAUUUUUUGGGAAUUAUCGUUUCGUCGAUUUUAUUGUGUCUAAAAGUGCACUCCAUCCUGCACAUCUCCUAUUUCUGGGUGGCAUCUCCAAUGUUUAUUGGAAUCGGUUUCGUCUAUUAUUUCAUUUUCAUAAUCUACCUGAGAUCGUGUGUCGAGUAUAAAGACUAUCGAGCGCCCACGUUCAAAGUAAUCUGCAACAUGCUUCGUCUCACGUUACUCACCUCAUUUCUCUAUUUGUUAAUCAGUAAAAUUAGUGGAGAUUUGGAAAAAUCAGAAGUCGCCGAUCAGAGAUCGUACGGUUGGGUGUUCUCACCGAUUUGGGCGCUAUUCUUGAUAUGGGCGGUGCAGAUUUGCAGGACGACUAAUAGUUAG